This is a messenger RNA of Coprinopsis cinerea okayama7#130, 1244 nucleotides long. RefSeq names its product proteasome 26S subunit. NCBI's taxonomy places the organism in Eukaryota, Fungi, Basidiomycota, Agaricomycetes, Agaricales, Psathyrellaceae. Gene Ontology annotation, molecular function: structural molecule activity. The transcript is spliced from 7 exons. Gene Ontology annotation, biological process: ubiquitin-dependent protein catabolic process. Gene Ontology annotation, cellular component: cytosol; nucleus; proteasome regulatory particle, lid subcomplex. The record is from RefSeq and is a predicted model, not a curated record. Bases 36 to 1193 code for a protein of 385 amino acids.
UUCACGACGACGACGAAGAACGAGCGUAGACGACGAUGGCCAGCACACAAGCUUCAAAGCUCAACCUCGACGAGUUCAUCGGGACAGCGUUGUCCGCGACGCCCUCAGAGCUGCACCCAUUUUUCGAAUCGUUCAGAUCGUUGUAUUCAAGAAAACUAUGGCACCAAUUGACUCUCAAACUAUUCCAAUUCUUCGAUGAACCGCUCGCGAGGCCGUUCCGAGUGGACGUCUUUGAGCGGUUCGUGCGCGAUUUCGAGACCAAGAUCAACCAGCUGCGGCUCGUUGAGAUGGCGGUCAAGGUAGCGAAGGAUAUCGACAAUCCAACAACCCAUCUCGCCUUUUUGACUUCCCUUGCCGAACGUAUCGACACCGAGAAAUCAAAGCAAGCGCACGUCCUUUUGCUGGCUAGCAUUGCCCACACGAAACUCGUCUAUGGAGACUUGGAGGGCACCAAGAAUGACAUGGAUUCCGCAUGGAAGAUCCUGGAUACGCUAGAGGGUGUGGAGAGCUCUGUGAACGCUGCAUAUUAUGGUGUUGCGGCCGACUACUACAAGGCAAAAGCAGAGUACGGCCCAUACUAUCGACAUUCCCUCCUUUACCUCGCCUGCGUCGAUCCCGAGAAAGAUCUAACACCAGAGGAGCGCCUUCUUCGAGCCCACGACCUUGGAAUCUCUGCUUUCCUGGCAGAAACAAUCUACAACUUCGGUGAACUCUUGAUGCACCCUAUUCUCAACGCCCUGGACGGCACGCAACAUGAAUGGCUCAAGAAGCUCCUAUUUACGUUCAACGAGGGCAACAUCGGCAAGUUCGAGGCAUUGGCACCGCUUUUCCCUCAAGAACCGAUCCUACAGGAAAACUACGCUUUCCUCCGGCAGAAGAUCUGCUUAAUGGCCCUCAUUGAAGCCGUCUUCCAAAGGCAGUCGAACGACCGAACGAUGUCUUUCCAAACCGUUGCAACAGAAACGAGGCUACCACUGGACGAGGUCGAACAUUUAGUCAUGAAGGCUCUGAGUCUGAAACUUAUCCGGGGGUCCAUCGACCAAGUCGACCAGAAGGUCACAAUUACCUGGGUUCAACCACGCGUGCUUUCGCGAGAGCAGAUUGGAGGCCUUGCACAACGGUUGGAGAAAUGGGUGAACGACCUUAAUGCGGUUGAGAAGAGGAUUGCACCGGAGGUUCUCACUAGUGCAUGAUUGAGGAAGAUGUGUAGAAGUAUGUAUCGUUAAUGAUUUCCUUUUUCUUGG